UCCCAUGUGAGCAUGUGCCCAAUGCCGGAAAAGGCGUGGUCUUUUAUUUUAUUUGACAGAAUAUCGGAUGUCUUCUGGUUACAAAGUUGGAGAAUCAUUUUGGAACAUUUUUGCACUUUGCCAAUUUAAAAAAACACGUUAUUCAGUUCUGGCAUAUAACCCAUUGAAAGCAAUGAAGUAUGUUUAUACUUUAAAAUUGCUGUUCGCACUCAAUUCAAAACAAGCGUAACUCCUGGCACGUGGAAAUUUGUUACUACUUUGGUUUAUUUGGAAAAAAGAACAACUGCAAGCACUGCGAGACAGAUGUUUCUUCUGCGGAUUCUCAUUGUUACGGUUGCAAGCUGUGCUUUGCAUUUCAUCCAACGCGGUCCAUGUGAUGAAAAGGAAUAUGAGCAUCAAGGCUUCUGCUGCCCAAAGUGUAAACCUGGUCUACGAGUUGGGGAACAUUGCACUCCAAAUAGUGGCACACAGUGCCACCCAUGCACUAACAAAUCCUACCAAGACAGUUACAACGGAGAUGAGAAGUGUAAGACAUGCAAGCUUUGUGGAGAAGGGAUGUUUCCAAUCAAAGAUUGUACAGUUACAUGUGACACCGUCUGUGACUGCUUGGAAGGCUUUCACUGCGAUAACAUCACUGCUGAUGGCUGUGGGCAAUGUACAGAGCACAGCACCUGUCUCCCAGGGGAGGAGAUGAUAAGUAAAGGAGCUUACAGGAAAGACACAGUGUGCCACCUUCUACCAAGUGGGAGUUCUAUAUCUGGAGAAGCAGCUACAAAACCAUCUGCAAAAGGGUCAGAAGAUAGUGAGACUGGACUGACUGGGUGCACAACUGGAGACACAUAUAACAUCCCAGCUAUAAUCCUAAGCCUCCUGCUUGCUAUUCAAACUGUGAUGAUUUUAAUCUGUGGGUGGACAUUUAUAGCCCAUUAUUUCCACAAAGCUUGUCGAGUUUUUUCAAAGCAGAAGACUGAUAGAAGGAACGGUGCUGAGACAGUUACUCAGGAACCCGUGCAAGAACAGGGGGCUGGAGAGUGUUUGCCUGUCUCAGUAGAAGAGGUGUCAGUGGUUAAGUCCUUGACUCACACCAGGCCAAUCCACGACUUUACAGACAAGUUGGCAAUUGGACCCACACUUAAUGCGAAAGACAUGGGAAUGGGUGAACUACAACAACUGGAUUUGAAAGCGAUGAUCUUGCCAAAAAGCUCUGUGGAAAUGUUUUCUGAUGUGGAAAAAGUGGAUGUUUCAGGGCAGUGAAGGAGCCCUCUAGCCGUUUACCUCAUCCAUGAUAAAUGUGAGCACUCUGAUCCCAGGCAGCUGCUUCAUAUGAGCUCUUCAAAACAUUUGUAUUUACAAUGGUUCAAAGUUUUGAUUCUAAGCUUAGCAUUGCUUUAAAUAUUUUCACAAACAUUUCAUAAUUCAUGUUUUAGAAAAUAACUUUUAGUUUGGGAAUUGUGAAUUUUCUUACAUUUCAAUAAAUGGAAAUACUUAGUUGAGAAAUUGGUAAAUAUGUAAUCUAAAUGCAAAUCAAACAACCCUGGGUUAAUUACAAUUAAAUUAACCUGUGUUCAUUCAAUAAGAUCAGAGUUGAUAGUGGAAGAACCUUACAGAAUGGAUGGCCCAUUUUUGAACUUUCUUUAGAGCCAUGAAGUCUACAGGUAUCUCAAUUGAGGAUUUAAACUUUUCAUGUAGUUUCCAAAUAAAACGAUGCUAAAAGCUAGUCCAGUUCAGUUUCUGGUCAAUGGUAAUCCCCAGGAUGUUGACAGAAUCUGGUGGCGAAUAACUCACCUCCUGGCUCCCCAAAGCCUGUCCACCAUCUACAAGGCACAAGU
Messenger RNA from Carcharodon carcharias (great white shark), 1829 nucleotides. Its product is annotated as tumor necrosis factor receptor superfamily member 5-like. NCBI's taxonomy places the organism in Eukaryota, Metazoa, Chordata, Chondrichthyes, Lamniformes, Lamnidae. Bases 304 to 1254 code for a protein of 316 amino acids. Gene Ontology annotation, molecular function: protein binding. Gene Ontology annotation, cellular component: external side of plasma membrane. The transcript is spliced from 9 exons. The record is from RefSeq and is a predicted model, not a curated record. Gene Ontology annotation, biological process: positive regulation of peptidyl-tyrosine phosphorylation; negative regulation of alpha-beta T cell proliferation; defense response to Gram-positive bacterium.